This is a messenger RNA of Candoia aspera, 930 nucleotides long. RefSeq names its product olfactory receptor 1F1-like. The transcript has 2 exons. The annotation marks the transcript as partial. Gene Ontology annotation, cellular component: plasma membrane. Lineage: Eukaryota; Metazoa; Chordata; Lepidosauria; Squamata; Candoiidae. Gene Ontology annotation, molecular function: olfactory receptor activity; G protein-coupled receptor activity. The record is from RefSeq and is a predicted model, not a curated record. Gene Ontology annotation, biological process: G protein-coupled receptor signaling pathway.
AUGGCAAAACAGAACCAAACGGACCCAUCAGGCUUCAUUCUUAUGGAUUUCUCUGUCCAGCCAGAGAAUCAGCAGCUUCUUGGCUUGCUCUUCCUAUCCAUGUAUCUCCUGACAGUCCUGGGAAAUUUACUGAUUGUUCUGCUGAUUUGCUCAGAUGCUCACCUUCUCCAGACCCCCAUGUAUUUCUUCCUCAGCCACCUUUCUUUGGCAGAUGUGGGCUUUGCCUCUGUGACUGUCCCCAAGAUGCUGCAAAACCUUCUCUUCAAGGUCAGGACUAUUUCCUAUAGCGGGUGCUUGAUGCAAAUGUUUUUCUACAUGAUGUUUGCCAACACAGAUAACUAUCUUUUGGCUGUGAUGGCCUAUGACCGCUAUAUGGCCAUCUGCCACCCCCUGCAUUAUGCCACACGAAUGAGCCAGAAGCGCUGCCUCUUACUUGUGGCAAGCUGUUGGCUCCUGGCAUCUCUCAAUUCUGUGCUGUACACAUUGAUGAUGUCCCCUCUCUCUUUCUGCUCCUCUCAGGAGAUCCCCCAGUUCUUCUGUGAAUUCUUCCCUUUGCUACGACUUGCAUGCUCAGACACAAGCAUUAUAGAAACCAUUUCUCUAAUUGAGAGCUAUGUGGAUGUACUUGGCCCAUUUUUCCUCAUUGUGAUCUCUUAUGUAUGCAUUUUCUGCACCAUCCUUACUGUCCCAUCCACAAAGAGGAAGCAUAAGGCGAUUUCCACAUGUGGUUCUCACCUGGGUGUGGUGACCCUCUUCUAUGGCACCCUCUGUUGGGUCUAUUUGCAGCCAAACUCCAGGAAUUCAGAGCAGAACAUGAUUUCUUCUUUCAUGUACACAAUGGUGACUCCCAUGCUCAACCCAUUCAUUUACACUCUUAGAAAUACAGAGAUAAAGGCUGCUUUGAAAAGAUACAUGUUCCUCCAUAGUUUC